GUGUUUUGACGUCACUAGGACGUCAAGGACACAACAAACCCCUCAAACCCCAAGCUGGGAAGCAACAAACAGAAUAAGCUGAAAACUCGAUUGCAUUAAAGUCCAGCAAUGAAGCUAACUCUGCGACGUUACUCUUGGCUGCUGAUGUUCCAGUUUGCUCUUCUGGGAGUGGACUUGUUCUUCAAUGCCUUUGGGCCUUCCCUGGCAAGGAAUCGCUUGCAGACCGCUAUAUUCUUCUUUGUCACCCAGGACGUCCUCAUCAUUGCCGAAUAUCUGUUGUUUGCAUUGGCUCUGCACUCCACCUGCGUAUACCAGGUGGGCGCCUCGCACAUUAUCCUGCGCCAUUGUAAGCUCUUUCUGGCCAGCAUAACCAUCUAUUUCCUGUUGUCCGCAUCCCAGCACUUUUGGAUCGUGUACCAGUACAGCCAGCCGCCUGAUGCCGACGAUGGCCAACAGUGGCCGCUCGGUCUGAUUGCUUUAUCCGUAAGCCAACGUAUCAUGUCGGUUUUCUAUUAUUAUAGCUCUAAAUCGACCGCACUUACUAUGGCGGAUCCUCGAUUUAAGGAGGAGCAUCUUGAUUGGAUUGCAGAGCAGUUGGGCAAUAAGUAAUUUCGCACAACUUAUUGCCUUGCAUAAGGACAAAGCACAUGUAAUAAAUGUAAAUAAAGGUCAGAUAGUUAUUGG
Messenger RNA from Drosophila serrata, 684 nucleotides. Its product is annotated as transmembrane protein 138. The record is from RefSeq and is a predicted model, not a curated record. NCBI's taxonomy places the organism in Eukaryota, Metazoa, Arthropoda, Insecta, Diptera, Drosophilidae. Gene Ontology annotation, cellular component: cilium.